Molecule: messenger RNA, 233 nt
Organism: Rodentolepis nana
Lineage: Eukaryota; Metazoa; Platyhelminthes; Cestoda; Cyclophyllidea; Hymenolepididae
Source: the annotation of a GenBank genome assembly
UAUUGUCCAUCGUGUCGUAAAACCGUCUUAUCUGAGACCUAUACUAAAACUGGUCAUGGGACUUGGCUUAUGUGUUGCUGCUUUAUACCCUUUUGUGUGAAGUCAUGCAAGGAUGUUCAACACACUUGUCCAGAGUGCGACAGAAUUGUGGCUACCAAAGAAAUAAACUGUUAGAGGAUGUGACCAACUUGACACAAUGGUCACUACCUUUUCGCACAAAACACCCGAAAUGA